CCGGCAAAAUCUUGAUUGUCCGUCGGAAGAUUGGUGGAAUGGAUGUGGUUUCCUUGAACAAAAGAACUAUGGGGGCAGGAAAUGCUGCGCUGAAUUUUUGGUUGCGCAGUGCACUUUGCAACUGCGGUGGAGAUUUUCCAGGAUAUGGAGAAGUACGAGAAGAUAGGGAAGAUUGGAGAGGGCUCGUACGGAGUCGUCUUUAAAUGUAGGAACAAGGACACGGGGCAGAUAGUGGCCAUCAAGAAGUUCGUGGAAUCUGAGGAUGACCCUAUCAUCAAGAAAAUCGCCCUUCGAGAGAUUCGUAUGCUCAAGCAACUGAAGCACAGUAACCUGGUAAACCUAAUCGAGGUGUUUCGUCGUAAGCGCAAACUGCACCUGGUCUUUGAGUACUGUGACCACACGGUACUGAACGAGCUGGACCGCUAUCCUCACGGGGUUCCGGAACACCUGGUGAAAAGCAUCACCUGGCAAACACUCCAGGCUGUCAACUUCUGCCAUAAACAAAAUUGUAUCCACAGAGAUGUGAAGCCAGAGAACAUCCUCAUCACCAAGCAGCUGGUUAUCAAGCUCUGCGACUUUGGCUUCGCCCGCAUCCUAACUGGUCCGUGUGACUAUUACACAGACUACGUGGCCACGCGUUGGUACCGGGCCCCCGAGCUGCUGGUGGGGGACACCCAGUACGGGGCCCCGGUGGACGUGUGGGCGGUGGGCUGCGUCUUCGCCGAGCUGCUCUCUGGCGCCCCUCUCUGGCCGGGCAAGUCGGACGUGGACCAGCUCUACCUCAUCAGGAAGACACUAGGGGACCUGAUCCCUAGACACCAGCAGGUCUUCAGUACCAACCAGUUCUUCAGUGGAGUGUCGGUGCCCGAACCACAAGAGAUGGAGACCCUAGAGCAGAGAUAUCCAAACCUCUCCUAUCAAGCUCUAAGUCUUAUGAAGGGCUGCCUCCGGAUGGAUCCAUCGGAGCGUCUGACGUGUGGGCAGCUGCUGGAGCACCCCUACUUCGACAGCCUGCGCGAGGAGACGGACAGCGCAGCGCGCGAGACAGAGCGGGCCGCCAAGAGACGCGGUGCGCGGCAACCCCGCAAACACCUGCCAGCAGGGUAUUUGCCCCAGCUGACUGGUAGCAGCAUCUUCCCUGCCGUGGACAACAGAAACAACAAGUACUACAACAACCUGCGCAAAUACAACUACCACUUUCCCAACAUCUAGCCCACACACACACACAAACACACGCACACACAAACACACACACCAGCAGUUUCCUUGGAUAACUCAGGGACGAGCCAACGCUUCAAACAGACCCCCCUCACGCUCACAGACUGCAGCGCAUUUGGUCAGCAGAUCAGGCAGCCGAGGUGGGGUGGAAAACGGCUGUCAGCAGAGGAACUGUCACUUUCCAUGAUGGAGGAUUACAUAGCAGCUCUAGCAACUUAAGUGACACUCCAACACCAAAACACUGUUCGGUUUCACUACCAGUCAGACUGAUGUAGAGCUCCUUGAUUGGCCUCCUCAAAAAACAGCUGGUCUUGUACUGUAUGCACUGUAAUGUAUGGUAGGCCAGUAUUUGUCGCUUUUGACAAUGUUGACCGACCGGACUGGACAUAAUCCAAAGAAGUUCUUUUUGGAGUUUGGAAAAGCUUUCCAAAUUUUUCCAAAGUUUCAUCGUUGUCCAAGGAGCUUCUCCAGUUCUGCUCUGCAAAUUACUCCUGUUGUUGUUGUUCCACAAAGCACCACAGUGACUUUCCUGAAGCUUCUCACCUGAAAAAGGGAGCUAUGAAUCAAAAGCCAUGCUGGUUUCAUCAGCUUGUGUCUCAAUGCUCCAACCAAUUAAUGCGUCAGAAUUUUUUUCCAUAUUUUAUAACUGAAAAAAGAAAAUAGGUAUGUGUAUUACGGCUGGUCGGUUAAUUGUUUCCAAAUCAGUCACUGAAAGGCAGAGAGAAGAUUUCAAAGGUUAAAUCUGAUCUACUGCAACAGGCGUUUUGUUGAUAAAACACCCAACUCAUGCUUACUUAGUACAGAACUGUUGGUUUAUAUAAGUUUUAAUCCGCCACUUACCACAGUAAGUUUACUGAUAGAGUCCAUGCUACUCUAUGCACUGUAUCUUUGCCUACCAGCUAUUUUCUUAGAGAAAAAAAAUCACUUUCAGAGGUGUCAGUCCCAUAUUCAGAAAGUUAAAAUCCUGAAUCAAGGGAGAAAAAUGAUUACCGGUUGGUUGGUUUAUUGGCUAAUUAGUGGACUUGCAUGUGGUUGGUGCCCAGUUUUAAUGAAUUUUAAUGUGAGGGUUGUACUGUCCAAAGCCAGGCUUAACACCUCUGAUAAGUUCUCUUCAGGUUCUGCGUGUUAGCUAUUAAAUGUGUUUGUGUGUUAUGUCUAAGACUAAGUGCAGUUUAUAGUGCUCUGCUUACUUUAGAGACAGCAAAGGGACCAACAGAUUUUACUGCCUUUCCCUGUUUGCCAAACAUGAUUGUUCUUUUUUGUAUGUUUUGUUUCUUUCUUUU
Engraulis encrasicolus (European anchovy) is the source of this 2501-nucleotide messenger RNA. It is a transcript of the gene cdkl1, whose product is annotated as cyclin dependent kinase like 1 (CDC2 related kinase). The transcript is spliced from 10 exons. Gene Ontology annotation, biological process: protein phosphorylation. Gene Ontology annotation, molecular function: ATP binding; protein serine/threonine kinase activity. Gene Ontology annotation, cellular component: nucleus. The record is from RefSeq and is a predicted model, not a curated record. Bases 145 to 1212 code for a protein of 355 amino acids. Lineage: Eukaryota; Metazoa; Chordata; Actinopteri; Clupeiformes; Engraulidae.